GUAGGAGCAGGUCCCCAACCAUGAGCUCCAGCCAGUCAGGGGCCUGCCCAUGCCAGGGCACUGCAGGCCAACCGACCAUUCUGUAUGCACUUCUGAGCCCCAGCCUCAGGCCCAGGCCCUCCGUGCCCCCAUCCCGCAGCCACUGCCUCUGCAGGCAGCACCGACCUGUUCGCCUGUGUGCUCCCCAUCGCACCUGCCGGGAGGCCUUGGACGUCCUGGCCAAGACAGUGGCCUUCCUCAGGAACCUGCCUUCCUUCUGCCAGCUGCACCCCCAGGAUCAGCGGCGCUUGCUGCAGAGCUGCUGGGGCCCCCUCUUCCUGCUUGGACUGGCCCAAGACACUGUGACCUUUGAGGUGGCAGAAGCCCCAGUGCCCAGCAUACUCAAGAAGAUCCUGCUGGAAGAGCCCAGUAGCAGGGCUGGCAGCGAGCAGCUGCUGGAGAGACACCAGCCCUCUCUGGCUGCCGUGCAGUGGCUUCAAUGCUGCCUGGAGUCCUUCUGCAGCCUGGAGCUGGGCCCCAAGGAGUAUGCCUACAUGAAAGGAACCAUCCUGUUCAACCCAGAUGUGCCAGGCCUCCAUGCCUCCUCCCACAUCGGGCACCUGCAGCAGGAGGCUCACUGGGCACUGUGUGAAGUUCUGGAGCCAUGGUAUCCAGCAGGCCAAAACCGCUUGGCCCGCACCCUCCUCAUGGCCUCCACCCUUAAAAGCAUUCCGCCCAGCCUUCUUGAGGAUCUCUUCUUCCGCCCUAUCAUUGGAGACACUGACAUCGCUGGACUCCUGGAGGACAUGCUUUUGCUGAGGUGA
Molecule: messenger RNA, 803 nt
Organism: Castor canadensis (American beaver)
Lineage: Eukaryota; Metazoa; Chordata; Mammalia; Rodentia; Castoridae
Gene: Nr0b2
Product: nuclear receptor subfamily 0 group B member 2
Biological process (GO): negative regulation of transcription by RNA polymerase II; circadian rhythm
Cellular component (GO): cytoplasm; nucleus
Molecular function (GO): transcription factor binding; transcription corepressor activity
Source: RefSeq, a predicted model, not a curated record